Messenger RNA from Glycine soja, 1477 nucleotides. RefSeq names its product glucan endo-1,3-beta-glucosidase 2. Gene Ontology annotation, cellular component: plasma membrane. The coding region runs from base 67 to 1185 and encodes 372 amino acids. The transcript has a single exon. The record is from RefSeq and is a predicted model, not a curated record. Gene Ontology annotation, biological process: carbohydrate metabolic process. Gene Ontology annotation, molecular function: hydrolase activity, hydrolyzing O-glycosyl compounds. NCBI's taxonomy places the organism in Eukaryota, Viridiplantae, Streptophyta, Magnoliopsida, Fabales, Fabaceae.
UAAAAUUUGAAAGUUGAAACCCUCCCUGUAACUAAUUCCCCGCGUUUCCUUCUCUCUUCUCGCACCAUGUCCACUCGCAUUCUCUUAUUUUUCAUCUCUCUCUCCCUCCUCCCCCAGCCAUACCCCUGCAUCGGCGUCACCUACUCCGCCCCCACCGCCACCCCGCAGCACCCCUCCCCCUCCCCGGAGCGCAUCGCCGCCGGGCUCCGCCACCUCAACGCAAGAUCCCUCCGCCUCGAAGACGCCGACCCCGCCAUCACCCGCAGCCUCCUCUACAGCAACACCACCCUCUUCCUCACAAUUCCCAACUACAUGGUCACCUCCAUCGCCCAAAACCGCUCCGUGGCACAGUCCUGGCUCUACACUCACGUGGUCCCCUUCUAUCCACGCGUCAAGAUCACAACAAUCUCCGUCGGCAACGCCUUCCCCGAUGUGUACCCUAAUUCCGUGAACGACCUCCUCCCCGCGAUCUCCAACGUCCACGUGUCCCUCCGCGACCUCGGCAUCCGCAACAUCAAGGUCUCCACCUCCUUCUCAUUCGUCACCGCACUCACCUCCCCUUUCCCUCCCUCAAACGCACAGUUUCAAGAACCCAACGGCGCAACCCUAUUCGGUCCACUCCUCCAAUUCCUUCACGACACCAACUCCUCCUUCUUGAUCAACCUCUACCCUUACAAUCUUUAUCGCCUCAACCCCGAGAUUCCUCUCGGAAUCGCGCUUUUUCAAGAACAUCCUUUUAACUUCCGCGACGACUUCACCACCGGUGUUCGGUACCGGAACCUCUUCGACGUCAUGGUCGACGCCGUAGUCUCCGCACUCGCCGUCGCCGGCUACGAGACCGUGCCGAUUAUUGUGACCGAAACUGGCUGGCCGAGCUCCAGCGCCGCCGCUAACGAGUUCGACGCGAAUUUAGGGUAUGCCGAGAUAUACCUCAAGGGGCUCGUGAAGCAUCUUAAAUCUGGAAUGGGGACGCCGUUGCUGAAAGACGGUGUGACAGAGGUUUUCGUUUACGAGAUGUUCGAUAAGGAGGAAGGAACAACAGGGAGGAGCUGGGGGGUUCUCUACCCUAACGGAACUGCAAAGUACCAUCGCGUCGAUUUCUCGUGCUCCUCGGUUGCUUCUGGGAGUCUUCAUAUCGCGGUGAUGAUCAUCAUCUUCUUCUUAUCGCUUUUGGUUAUUGUGUGAGUGAAUUUGUUAAUUCUGGUGAGGUUAAUUGGUUUUUUUUUUAGUAGUUUAGGGUUGGGGAUUUGUUGAUUAGGGUUGAUUUUGUGUUGAAUGUUGUACUCUGAAAUUUGUUGGUGUUCAUAGUUUGUAAGAAGAUCAAUCAAUAUAGCAGCUCGAUGUUAGUUUGUACGAAGAUGCAUGGGAUCUUUGGUUUUGUUUUGUGAUAACAUAACAGGACUAUAUCCCUUAUGGAAGCUUUUAUUAUUCAAAUUUUAUCUUUCAUAACAAACUUAUUCUUUUCUUUAAUUUUUGA